CUUUUUCCCCCGCGCUGCCCGGGGGCGGUGGCGCCGGGGCGGGACCGGGGGCGGCCCCGGAGCGGCGGCGGGAGCGGCGGAGCGGAGAUGCCGUACCUGCUCAUCAGCACCCAAAUCCGCCUGGAGGCUGGUCCCACCAUGGUGGGUGACGAGCACUCAGAUCCCAACCUGAUGGACUUCCUGGGGGCCAGGAAGAGGAACAUGCCGGGCAACAACUUCUGUGAGUACUACGUGAACGACGUGCCGCGCGUGGUCCUGGACAAGCUGGAGAAGCUCGGCUAUCGCGUGGUCAGCAUGACCGGCGUGGGCCAGACCCUGGUCUGGUGCCUCCACAGGGAAUAGCCAGGAAGAAUCCUGCCUUCCACCCAGCCCAGAUCCUGCUGGACAUCAUCUCUACAGGACUGACAGCGAAUUUUUCCCCCUUCAUUCCUUCCUGUCCCAGACUCCCGGCGCUCGGGCGGGGAGAGGAGCAGCACAGAGGCAGAGCUGGACCCAGUGGGAUUUUGCCAUCCUUGUCAUUUCCCAAGAGCAUGGGGAGGAAAGGAUGCCCAAAAAUCAGGCAGAGGGAACAGAUGGCUCCAGCUCUGCCUUCAGCAGGAUGGCAGUCUGGCAAAUUCCAGCUUUUUACAUUUUAAUCAUCUAUUUAGCAUGCCUUGGAGGAAGCUCAGUAACAGACCUGUCUGCCUUCUCUCAGGCUGCCUGGAGAGGUCCAUGCCUUCUCCCGAGCCAGGGAGGUUACAGGGGGACACCAGGCAUGGACAGCAUCCCAUCUCAUCCCUGAAAUCUGAGGGAGAACCACUAAACCUACCCAGUGGUCCGAGAAUCCCCUUCCCUUGGCAGCAAGGCCCAUUUCCAUCCCACACAGGAUCGUGGUCAGCAGCAUCCUCAGACUUCCAGAUCCCAGAGUGCCAUCCAAGCAUAACACAGGGUUCCCAAAAUAGCACAGAAAGGUGUUGUGAGCAUUCCAGGAGCAGGCCCUAAUCCCAACAGCAGCAGUUGCACUGCUGGGAUGUUUGGGGCUGUGUAUGGAUCCUGUUGUAGGGGUAACACCAAUAAAGCUUUGCUCUAAAGACA
Messenger RNA from Manacus vitellinus (golden-collared manakin), 1074 nucleotides. RefSeq names its product GTP cyclohydrolase I feedback regulator (gene GCHFR). Lineage: Eukaryota; Metazoa; Chordata; Aves; Passeriformes; Pipridae. Gene Ontology annotation, cellular component: cytoplasm; nucleus. The record is from RefSeq and is a predicted model, not a curated record. The transcript is spliced from 3 exons. Gene Ontology annotation, biological process: negative regulation of biosynthetic process. Gene Ontology annotation, molecular function: GTP cyclohydrolase binding. Bases 88 to 342 code for a protein of 84 amino acids.